CUCGGCUUCUCUGGAGGCGGCUAGGGUGGGAGUAAGGCUGGAGCCUGAGCAGAGGAGGUUAGAUUGUUGACCAUAUAUGGUCAAAGCCACAGGGAGACAUUGCUGCCGCAAGCUUGGAUGCCUGUCUUCCGGGUUUGAAGUAAGCGCGGCGCAGUGACUGAGGAGGGAGCCCUGGGCUGCACAGCCGCUUAAAUACAUACAAGACUGGUGCUUGUACUCACAUUGCUGCUGUGACUAGCGCCAGCGCAGGAAGAUGCCAUACGAGAUCAAGAAAGUUUUUGCAAGUCUUCCUCAGGUAGAAAGAGGUGCAGCCAAAAUUAUUGGAGGAGACCCCAAGGGCAACAACUUUCUAUAUACAAAUGGAAAAUGUGUCAUCAUCAGAAAUAUCGAGAAUCCGGCCAUUGCUGAUAUCUACACAGAACAUGCUCAGCAAGUCAUUGUUGCCAAGUACGCUCCCAGUGGAUUCUACAUUGCAUCUGGAGAUGUCUCUGGAAAACUGAGAAUUUGGGACACAACACAGAAAGAACAUCUUCUUAAAUACGAGUAUCAGCCGUUCGCAGGAAGAAUUAAAGAUAUAGCGUGGACAGAAGAUAGCAAGAGAAUUGCUGUAGUUGGAGAAGGAAGAGAGGUGUUUGGAUCAGUCUUUCUGUGGGAUUCUGGCUCGUCAGUGGGUGAAAUCACAGGCCACAACAAAGUUAUAAAUACUGUGGACAUCAAGCAAACAAGACCCUAUCGCCUGGUCACUGGUAGCGAUGACAACUGCUCUGCAUUUUUUGAAGGACCUCCUUUUAAAUUCAAGUUUACCAUAAGCGACCACAGCCGAUUUGUUAACUGUGUUAGAUUUUCUCCUGAUGGUAACAGAUUUGCAACAGCCAGCGCAGAUGGCGAGAUUUUACUAUAUGAUGGGAAGACUGGAGAAAAAAUUGGUUCUCUCGGAGGAGGCAAAGCCCAUGAUGGAGGAAUUUAUGCAAUUAGCUGGAGUCCUGACAGUACUCAGCUGCUGUCUGCAUCUGGCGACAAAACUACAAAGAUCUGGGACGUUGCCGCUAACUCAGCAGUGACCACGUUUAAGCUCGGGUCAGAUGUGCUUGAUCAGCAGCUGGGCUGUUUAUGGCAGAACAAUUACUUGUUGAGUAUUUCUCUCUCCGGUUACAUCAACUAUUUGGACAAGAACAACCCAAACAAACCACUGCGUGUCAUCAAGGGACACAACAAGUCUAUUCAGUGUAUGACUGUUCAUAAAAAAGAUGGUCGACCUACCAUUUUUACUGGUAGCCAUGAUGGACACAUCAAUUAUUGGGAUGCUGAGACUGGAGAAAAUGACACUUUCAAUGGGAAGGGACAUUCAAACCAGGUGUCUAGCAUGGCCAUAGAUGACUCCAACCUACUAGUCACGUGCAGCAUGGAUGACACUGUGCGCUACACCAGUUGUAUCAGCAAAGAUUACAAUCCUCAGGAUGCUGUAAAGUUGGACGUUCAACCUAAGAGUGUUGCGGUUGGCUCUGGAUAUACUGUAACAGUAUGCUUUGGACAGAUUCUUCUGUUGAAAGACAAGAAAAAAGUUUUCACCCUUGAUGGUCUAGAGUAUGAACCAGAAGUAGUUGCAGUUCAUAAAUCCAGCGGAACUGUUGCAGUGGGAGGAGCAGAUGGAAAAGUGUAUUUGUAUUCCGUUCAAGGGAACACAUUGAAGGAUCAAGGCAAGACCCUUGAAGCAAAAGGAGCGGUGACGGGCCUUGCUUAUUCUCACGAUGGUGCUCAUUUGGCGGUGUGCGAUGCUCACAAGGUUGUCACUGUCUUUAAUGUCGCUGACGGAUAUGCGGAACAAAACAGUUACUAUGGACAUCAUGCAAAAGUGGUUUGUGUAGCCUGGUCGCCGGACAAUGAGCACUUUGCCAGUGGCGGAAUGGAUAUGAUGGUGUUUGUAUGGACUCUGAGUGAUCCAGAUGAAAGACUUAAGAUGCCAGAUACACACAGGCUACACCAUGUUAGCAGCUUGGCCUGGCUGGAUGAGCGCACAUUGGCCACCGUAUCCCAUGAUGCAUGUGUGAAACAGUGGACAAUCACCUUCAAAUGAGCAUAUAUAAUUUAUGAGUAUGUUUAUCAGGGAAUGGAAAGAACUACUGCAUUGGAAAUAAUAAAAAAAAAGAAAUCUUUAUUUGUCAUAUCCUCUUGGUUUCGUGCCACUUCUUCUCUCAUUCUUUACAAGGUGGUAUCUAUCUAUAAUUAAUGUCUGAAAAGCUUUAGUCAGUGAACGCUUGCACUUGAAAAGCCCAUUCUUGUAACACUUUGUGAUCGACAUUCCAGAGGCAACUGCAAAAUACCGUUCACAGGGAGAUUGACUUGGAAUCUUACAAUACUGUUAGGUCAUAUAACCGCUUCAGAAACACCUUGUUUUCAUUUUACAGAAUAGAUUUGUACCCACAUUGUUUGGUGAAAUUAACCAUAAUGAUUAAACAAAUCUUAGUGUGCAGCUACUGUCACUCUUCCUGUUCGUAAAUGACCUAAAAAAGCGUUGCCUCAAAUCUAAUAUACAUUUUUAAUGCAUUUCCAGUCCAGUUUUGUGAUUCAUUUCUGGUGUUGAUAUUAGGAUUUCUAAUGUAGUGACUUGUUGGCUUACUGUGCUUUUUUAUAUGUACAUUUUGUAACCACAAUCGUGCAUCUCAAUUAAAUAUUGUUGACCUAGUGACUUUGGAAAAUGUAUGCCUUUCUCAACAAGUGCUUUCCCCCCCCCCCCCCCCCCCCAAAGUUGUUACAUUGUGAAUUACAGUCCCAGUACUUUAAAUAAAGCUUUGCUGGCGCUUUUGGCAUUUGAAAUGUAUGUGACAGUUCCAAUACAAAUUAAAGGGACGUUAUUUAUAAAAAAAAAAUAAAAAGAUACGCCCCCUGCGUAUAAGAACACACAUUGUAGAAAUCUGCUAGGUGACAGUCUUGAUCUUAUGUGCAGUUUGCAAGGGGGCAUUCUCUCCCCCCCCCCCCAUAAAUCUUUGCUUUAAAGGGACAGUAAAGUCGAAAUUUAAACUUUCAUGAUAAAGGUAGCUCAUUUGAUUUUAAACAACUUACCAAUUUACUUAUGUUGGCUCAUUUGCUUUGUUCUUUUGGUAUCCUUUGUUGAAAAGCACAUGUACAUAUGCUUAGAAGCCGCAAUGCACUAGUGGGAGCUAGCUGGUGAUUGGUGGCUGCCAUAUAUGCCCCUUGUCAUUGGCUCACCUGAUGUGUUCAGUUAGCGCCCAGUAGUGCAUUGCUGCUCCUUCAAUAAAUGAUAUCAUAAGAAUGAAGCAAAUUUGAUAAUAGAAGUAUAUUGGAAUGUUGUUUAAAAUUGCAUAUUCUAUCAGAAUCAUAAAAUAAAUAGUCUUUUUUUUUUUUUAAAAAAAUUGCAAUAAGUGAAGUGUUAUAAGGAAAGUUAUUUAAAAAAAGUUCUCUCUUUGUAUAGUUUUUUUUUUUUAUUUAAUAUAAAGUCCCUUUUAAAUUUGUCUGCAUGAUCAUAUAUUUUGAAACAUAAAAUGCAGUGAAAAAUAUAUUUUUAAAACAUAGCUUUCUAUAAAUCUAAAAGCAAAACUAUUGCAUGCAUCGGCUCCAAGUACAAUAAUGCACGUUGCAAACCGGGCAAGUGUAAAUGUUUUAGAACAUCACUGAUGCAUGUUUUUUUUAAUAGUUUAUUUUCUAUAUAGCAUUUGUAAUUUAUUCUAAAUUUAAUGGGACAUAGAUGCAAAUGACAAAAAUGACAAAUAUACUAUUACAUAAGUAAAUGCAAUCUGCGUCUUAAAAAAACAACCACAUUUCUGAAAUCUGCUUCAUAUUCUUUGCUAAAGGAGCCCACACCUCUGCCAUAAACAAAUAAAUUGGGCAAGCUGCAUAGAACACCAUGCACAGAGUUUUAGGCUUUGUGAGUGCCAACAAGCAUGCUUGUGAUGGCACUGUGCAUAGGGGUUACUGCAGUAUGUAUGUAUGCUUUUCAUGCACUGAGCUAUUGUACCUUAGGAAGAAAUGUAAAGUGGGUUCAGUUAUAUUUUUGUUACCUAUUGCAUUUACGCAGGUAAUAUACAUAUAUUUUUUCAUAUUUGUUCACUUUUAUGUCCUUUUUAAGAAUGCCCAUUAUGAUGUAUGCCUUUUUUAAAAGUACUGUAUGAUUUGAAAGAUUUUUGUAUUAACUUCAAGAACAUUAGUGGUGCUUUUUUUUUUUCUUCUUCUAAAGGAUAAGGAUAUUUUUGUAACACCAGGAAAAUGGCAUUAAUAUAGCCCAGAUUAAUCAGUUGAAAGACAUAAGGUCAGUAGUAACUGCUUAUAAAGAUAUCUAUCUACUACCACUCCUAAAGUGACCACCAGAGUCUGUCAUGGGAAAUGUAAGCAGCCAUUUCAUGUUGAUUGUCCAAUCAUUGUGGCAAUUGCUAUUUAAAACAUGACAAUAAAAUCACAUUUUCUACAUCCUAAUAAA
Messenger RNA from Bombina bombina (fire-bellied toad), 4432 nucleotides. It is a transcript of the gene WDR1, whose product is annotated as WD repeat domain 1. The coding region runs from base 254 to 2074 and encodes 606 amino acids. Gene Ontology annotation, molecular function: actin filament binding. The transcript has 15 exons. NCBI's taxonomy places the organism in Eukaryota, Metazoa, Chordata, Amphibia, Anura, Bombinatoridae. The record is from RefSeq and is a predicted model, not a curated record. Gene Ontology annotation, biological process: actin filament depolymerization; locomotion; positive regulation of actin filament depolymerization. Gene Ontology annotation, cellular component: cortical actin cytoskeleton.